AUGCAAUCAUUCACUUCCAUUCUCGCGUGCUCACUACUUCUCCUACUCCCACCCUUCUCUCUUGCCGGUUUAUUAUCCCAACCGGUAACCGACCCCAACCAGCCUCUCAAACCGGGCGAAUACCCUUCCUCCAACACCGUCCCGGCAUUCCCGGUUCAAACCCAAACUCAAAUCUGCAAACUCGACUUAUCCAACGAACUCUUCGGCGGAGUCAAAGACGCAUGCGGAAAAGACCUAGACCGAAGCCGAUGCUGCCCCGUCCUCGCAGCUUGGCUAUUCGCCGCACACGCUCGCUCCGCCCUCGAAGUAACCGCCGACGCUCCAGCUCCCUCAAGCGGAGAACAACCGAUGAUGCCCGACGACUCACAGAAAUGCGUUAACUCGUUGCAAGACUCUUUACUAACUCGUAACAUUCGAAUACCUCAACCUAACGCAACAUGUGACGCGAUUCUUUGCUUCUGUGGAAUCAGGCUUCACCAAAUAAGCUCCUUAUCAUGCCCCGCCGCGUUUAACGUUUCUGGUUCGCAUAAAAACGCUACUCCCACCGCCGCCGUUCGUAACCUGGAAAAUAACUGCCGUAACGCUUCUUAUUCCGGUUGCACCAAAUGCCUUUCUGCCCUACAAAAGGUCAAGAGUUUCAAGAACGGGACGAAAGGAGGGAGUGAAAGAGUGAAGAAGAUGUUUAACCGAGACUGUGAACUGAUGGGUUUGACGUGGUUACUUGCGAAGAACAAAACGACAUACAUACCUACCGUUUCAGCAGUUCUACGUGCCAUGAUGUACAGUGCUCACCCGCAUGAAUCAAAGUGUAGUCCUGAUCAAGAGAACAUGCCAUUAGCCGUUGAUUCUCUGCAAUUUGAAACUGGUUAUGCGCCAUCUUGGCCGUCCAAAUUAUGGGUUACUGUUUUAAGUUUAAUAAUCUUGUUUUGUAACUUGUAA
Messenger RNA from Vicia faba (fava bean), 939 nucleotides. NCBI's taxonomy places the organism in Eukaryota, Viridiplantae, Streptophyta, Magnoliopsida, Fabales, Fabaceae. The record is from the annotation of a GenBank genome assembly.